Drosophila melanogaster (fruit fly) is the source of this 1708-nucleotide messenger RNA. It is a transcript of the gene PH4alphaSG1, whose product is annotated as prolyl-4-hydroxylase-alpha SG1. Bases 32 to 1654 code for a protein of 540 amino acids. Gene Ontology annotation, cellular component: endoplasmic reticulum; endoplasmic reticulum lumen. The transcript has 6 exons. NCBI's taxonomy places the organism in Eukaryota, Metazoa, Arthropoda, Insecta, Diptera, Drosophilidae. The record is from RefSeq and is marked reviewed. Gene Ontology annotation, molecular function: procollagen-proline 4-dioxygenase activity; oxidoreductase activity, acting on paired donors, with incorporation or reduction of molecular oxygen; iron ion binding.
ACAGUUUUAAAUGGGACACUGAACAGUCAAAAUGUUCCGGCUAAGUAUUAUUUUAUCGUUGCUCUGCGUAUUCCCAGUCAAUGGAGAUUACUACUCGGCUAUAAGUGAGCUGGAAAGACUACUCGACGUGGAGGCUUUUAUAGUAGAAAAGUUCGAUGAAUAUCUUGAAAGGGCUCAGCAAGAACAGGAGAACUUAAAAAGAUUUUUAGAUCAGAUAGACGAGCAGCAAAAUGAUCGUGGCGAUCUCGAGGAAUACUUUGGAAAUCCAAUCAAUGCCUUCAUCACCAUUAAACGCCUCGUUCAUGACUGGAAGUUCAAUGUAUUUGAUCCUGUGUUUGACUCCAGUAAUUUUGAGACCUACAAGAACAACUUAAGUGAUUCGCUCGAGAAGAUCAACUUCAAAGGACCCACCCAAGAGGAUCUACAUGGAGCCACCCGCGCUCUUCUUCGGCUGCAGAAUAUGUACCAACUAAACACGGACCACCUAGCUUCUGGCGUUCUCCAUCCUGGCGAGAAAAACGCACUGGGCACCUCGUUGAGUGCAAGUGACUGUUUUGAGUUAGGCAAGAAUCUCUGCGAGAUUAAGGAGUACUCUUACGGUUCCGAGUGGCUAUUGGAGGCCAGAAAACGAUUGCACGGGAAACCAUUAGGUUUUAUAUCACCCAAUGUGAGCGAUGUCGAGAUACUGGAGCACCUUUCAUCCGCCUUCAAUGGUUUGGGAAAUCUAAAAUUAGCUUAUAAAUUAAAUAAUGAAAUAUUGGAUAAGAAGCCUGAUCAUGAGGAGGCUCUCAAGAACAAGAUAUUGUACGAAGGCCAAUUGGCUAGGGAGCGAAGUUUUGCUCCCAGAAAGCAAGUGGAACUGCCUCAGAUAGCAGAAAAAGAACAAAAGGAGAGCUACAAGCUAUAUACGCAAGUUUGUCGAGGAGAACUCCAUCAAUCUCCGCGGGAGCAGCGGAAUUUGAGGUGCUGGCUCUACCACCAGGGAGUUCCCUACUAUCGUCUUUCCCCUUUCAAAAUCGAGCAAUUGAAUGUCGACCCUUAUGUCGCCUACGUUCACGAAGUUCUGUGGGACAGCGAGAUAGAUACGAUCAUGGAGCACGGCAAGGGUAAUAUGGAGCGUUCAAAGGUGGGUCAAAGUGAGAACUCUACCACAAGUGAGGUCCGGAUAAGUCGCAACACCUGGCUAUGGUACGAUGCGAAUCCAUGGCUUUCCAAGAUUAAACAGCGAUUGGAGGAUGUCACCGGACUGAGCACGGAAAGUGCGGAGCCCCUGCAGCUGGUCAACUACGGAAUUGGGGGACAGUAUGAGCCGCACUUUGACUUCGUGGAGGACGAUGGUCAAAGUGUUUUCAGCUGGAAGGGCAACCGCCUGUUGACAGCUCUUUUCUACCUAAAUGAUGUUGCUCUGGGAGGAGCCACAGCCUUUCCCUUCCUCCGAUUGGCUGUUCCGCCGGUGAAGGGAAGUCUUUUAAUCUGGUACAAUCUGCACAGUUCCACCCACAAGGACUUUCGCACGAAGCAUGCUGGUUGCCCCGUUCUUCAAGGAUCAAAGUGGAUUUGCAAUGAGUGGUUCCAUGUGGGUGCCCAGGAAUUCAGGCGACCUUGUGGCUUGAGCAGUGAUGAGGGAAAGUUUUUGCACUUGAAGGACAUAUAAAAACAGCAGUAAAAUUAUAAUGUAAUCCUUUCAAAUAAAUACUUGUAUUAAUCC